Molecule: messenger RNA, 1616 nt
Organism: Zea mays
Lineage: Eukaryota; Viridiplantae; Streptophyta; Magnoliopsida; Poales; Poaceae
Exons: 1
Coding region: 538-1389 (283 amino acids)
Source: RefSeq, a predicted model, not a curated record
CUAACGCAGCCGUUAAUCUCAAGGUUGUUCAGCGCUAACACCGCCCGCCUGGACACGGUGCACGGCCGGCCCCCUCUCGUCGUCUUCAUGUCUGCGCCUAGUCCAUGGACCACUAGUACAGCGCUAGUAGCAUGUGUUUUCUCUUCACAUGUUUUGUCUUCUCCUAGUCCCAGGGUUUCUAGUCUCUACUACUACUAUUAUUACUCUCUAGUAGUAAAUAAUUCUAGUUUGAUAGCAAGAUGGAUUAUUUUUUUUGAUAGAGUUCAUGAUUUUUGCUAGUGUGUUUUUUUGUAGUUGUAAGGCAGGGCUUAGCGAAAAUCUAAAAACCCCAAACAUCAUAACCUUUUUAAAUUAUUUUGCCUGAAAAAAAUGUAAGUUAUGCGUGUGAAAUUGUGUAACAAAAGACAUUAAAUUAUGCCAUGUACAUCUUCCGAAUAGAGACCAUGAGACACAUGAGACAUACUACAAUUUAGAAGGAGUACCUUUAUAGUUGUCAAAUAGAGACCAUGAGACACAUCUUCCUUCGUCUCCGCCUCUAUGCUAUGCUAUAGUGUAGUAGGAACCGUAAAUAUAAAGAAUCCACGUGGCGACCCCAACGAGUCAACCAUGCGUUGCGCACGCUGGAAAACGGAGGCAAGGCGCGUGCAAAACUCCGAACUCCUCCAUCGCGUUCGCGUGCGCGCUUCUCUCUCUCUUCAGCGUCUCCUUGCCAUGGCCGCCUCGCGAGACCACCUCGGUGGCGACCCGCCGGAGUCGACGCAGCUGCGCCUCGGAGACGACAUCGCGUGGUCGGAGAUCAACGGCGUGUACGACCGCGACGACUCGCUCAAGGAGAACACCAACCCCAAGUGCGUCCUCAAGAGCCAGCACCCCGGCGCCGCCGGGUCCUCGCAGAGGUUCUCGGGCAACCUGAAGCCCACGGCGGCGCCCAUCAUCGGGCUUUCCGGGAAGCUCGGCGCGUGCGCGCGGGGGCACCGCCACCGCCCACCCGCCAUGUUUCCUGGGAAGGCCAGGCCCGGCGGCGGGCGCGCGUCCAAGGCGGCCGUCCCGGACCCCGGGUCGCCCAAGGUGUCCUGCAUCGGGAAGGUCCUCUCGGACCACGAGCGAGCGCGCGCGCGCCUCGGAGGCGGCCGCGGCUCCGGGGCGCCUGGGUGCUGCGGCUUCUUCAUGCAGCGCAGCCGGAGCCGGUCCAGGCACAGCGCCGUCGAGUGCGUCGACCAGUCCCCGCCGCCGCCCGAGGAGGCUGCAGCGGCGAGGUCCGCGGAGGAGGCGACGGCGCCACCGCCGGGGCUGGGAAGUGUGCGGCGGUUUGCGUCGGGGAGGCGAGCGGCGGAGUGGGCGGCCAAGGUGGAGGACGACGGGCGCGUGGCGAGAUCUGGGCCGUUGUAGCACCGUGCAGGCAGAGGCAGCGGUGGUUGAGGUGUGGCUUUCGGUUUGGUUGCGCCCGUGCUUUAGUUGUAGUUGAGCUGUGUACAUACGUGCUUCUGUUCAAAUCCGUAGAAAUUUGAUGCUUGGGUUCACAAAUUUUGCUUUAUUUUUGCCCUGCUUUACUAGCGUGCUUUUGUUUGCUGCGAGUUUGAUUGGCAUAGGAUUGGACUUUGGAGUGCGCUGUUCCA